This is a messenger RNA of Trichoderma citrinoviride, 450 nucleotides long. Its product is annotated as glycosyltransferase family 69 protein. Lineage: Eukaryota; Fungi; Ascomycota; Sordariomycetes; Hypocreales; Hypocreaceae. The annotation marks the transcript as partial. The record is from RefSeq and is a predicted model, not a curated record. The transcript has a single exon.
UCAUGGGGCGAGGCGCACAAGCUCUUCUGGAACGCGCCCGACACCAGGGCGCGCUUCGAGCAGAUGCGGCCGUUUCAGGCGUUUGCCUGCUGGAACGGCGCCACCGUCUUCAGCGCGAGGCCCAUCGCCGAGGGCUUGCGCUUCCGCACCAACCACCACAAGGCGGGCGAGUGCUUCCAGGGCGAGCCGGUGCUCUUCUGCAAGGACAUGUGGCAUCGCGGCUACGGCAAGAUUGCCGUCGUGCCGAGCGUCAAUCUCGAGUACACGAACAAGAACGGCAAGAGGCUCAAGGAGCUCAAGGGGUUCGUGUCGGACAUUGUCAAGGACCACGACGAGAGCGAGGAUCGCAUCGAGUGGGCUGGGCCGCCGGAUAAGGUGCUCUGCAUGCCGACGUGGAAGGACCAGUUCUUUCAGCGGUGGAACAAGAGCUUGUUGGAGGGGGAGAUGUAA